UCCCCGGCGCCGGAGCCGAGUGCGGACAAAGGCAGAGGAGAUGUGAGUGCGGAGACGAUGUGAGUGCGGGCGGAGGGGAUCCCAGUGUUCUAGUCCCUGAUAAGAGAACAAGGAGCCUCCCGGCCUUAGAGCCGCAUCUCCCCUCAUUGUGUGAGUGCUGGCAUCCGGAAAGUGAUUGUUCACAUUGUGACAUGCGGGAUCCGAUUACAGGCGGGCUCUGAUUGGCUGCUCCGCUCCCUUGGAGUCCCUGCUGAGCUUUCCAGGUCCAGGCUGUCUGCAGGAUACAUGGCCGGGGAGUUGUAAUCUGCACUGACUUCUAAUCGUUCCAGGUGAGAUCUGCAGCACUAUGAGGCCUCAGCCUCCUGCUCACAGCCGAUCAGAUCGGGCAUGGGUGACCCGAUGUCUGGAGCAGACCACAGCUAGUCUGAAGGAGCUCCAUGUCAUGAGGCUGGAGGCAGAGGAGAGGGUCAGAGGAGUCCUGAGGAGCACAGAGAAGGGGGGUCGGGGCAGAUGGCGCCGGAGGUGCACACAGGAAAGUGUGGAGAAGAGGAACCAAGACCUGGAUCGGACUUUACCUACAAUGUCUAGAAGUCUGGACUAUGAAGACAUCCAGGAGGAGGUCAUUGGCAGACUAAGAAGAAGUUCACUAGGGAACCUUCUAGAGAUGUCUCCUCCAGAGGACCUGGACUCCAGCCCACCAUCAAGGCUCCUCAGGCAUGACCUGGUGGAGGGGGCUCAGGCCAAAGGUCACACUAGAAAGCUGGGUCAAUGGAGUGUGGAGUCACUAAGACCUGCAAAGACCAUCUUAGAGGAACAAUCCAUAGAUCAACCACAACCCCCAAGGAGAUGGAACCAAGAACCAGCUGAUGGGGUCACCAGCAGUCACCCAUGGCAGUGCCCAUCAUCUACCUGGACCAGAGCCCAAGAUCUAAAGAAGACUGUACAGAAUAUGGAGGAGACCAUGGAGCAAAGUGAAGACCCAGAGCCGCUACUUUCCGUGUUUCCCGCUGAAUUUACAUCGCUGCGCAGAAUGGGCUCUGGAUCGCUGGCACCUCGACUCAGAUUGGGAAGUUCUGGAGUUACGAGCGAUAUUCUGUUUACAAGAAGGAUGAGCGGGAACUGUAUGUCGGCCCAUAGCUCAGGUUUCUAUGAGACUAGUGACCUGGACUCCACUUCGUCGUCCUGUUCUUCCCUCUGUAGCGACAUUUCGUGUCACACUUCUGUCUCCGUGAUGUCGCCAUGUAGAAAUUCUGUGGUGAGACCCCGGUCUAUAGAUUGUACGAUGGAACGGAGGAAGGAGCUGCAAAGUGGAACUGCACAAACUAAAAGGCCAAUGUCUGCAGGUGCUCUAGAUGGCUUCUUACAAUCAGCUUCAAGUUCCCGAUAUGAUCUCGCGCAAUCUUACGACGUGGCUCCUUGCGACCAUCCGUUCUCCGGCCCCCCUCCACUCUCUGCGAUCCAGCAGCGGCGAAAGGCUGAACGCUACAUCUGCAAGUUGGCUCUUAAAUAUCGCUGCAAGCCAGGAGGCUCCACCGUGCUCCCGGACCUUGGCCCCCCAACCCCAAGACGUCCAGCUCACUCCUUCCUUUCUUCCGGUAGCCCUCUCAGCUGCCCUCCUUCACCUCAAAUCACUUCACUAUCCUCCAGCAUGGUGGAUGUCCGCAAGCACUCCACUGGUUCCUGGGGCCGGUUUCUCAGUCGUGUCGUGCUCAAGAAAGACUCUAGAAUCGCGGCCUCCGAGCUAAACCUUGAACAGUGUUGGAAAAAUUCGGGAGAUGCCGCGCGAAGUCCAUCAUUGGCAGAAGGCCAAUUCGUGCGUGCAAAGUCAUUCCGCGAUUUGCUGUCUGUCAACCCGUUCAAGAGGAGUCAGAGGGGGCUGAACAAAGUGUGGUAGCUUUAUUUUUCGCGGGCCGACUUUUUUUUUUUGUCAUUGUCUAUGUUAUUAUAUAUAUUAUAUAUAAAUAGUAUAUACUCUAAAGUAUAAUUGUAGAAACUUUAAUUAAAAACUUUUUUUUUUUUUCCAUGUCCCCCACCCAAUUUGUAUAAUAAACAUUCCU
Molecule: messenger RNA, 2057 nt
Organism: Hyla sarda
Lineage: Eukaryota; Metazoa; Chordata; Amphibia; Anura; Hylidae
Exons: 4
Coding region: 347-1894 (515 amino acids)
Source: RefSeq, a predicted model, not a curated record